Molecule: messenger RNA, 441 nt
Organism: Rosa chinensis
Lineage: Eukaryota; Viridiplantae; Streptophyta; Magnoliopsida; Rosales; Rosaceae
Product: pentatricopeptide repeat-containing protein At4g38150
Exons: 2
Coding region: 1-441 (146 amino acids)
Molecular function (GO): protein binding
Source: RefSeq, a predicted model, not a curated record
AUGUUCAAAGCCGAUGGCAAUUAUGACCAGGCCAUGGAGCUCUAUAGGCGCAGUUGGGAAACAAACACAAUUCCAGCGGUCGUACUUCACACCGGUGUUAUUGGAGACUGUCUCGAGGCUGGCAAUACCGAGUGUGCUCUGAAGGCUUAUCGGACCAUGUUAGUUACUGGGGUUGCCCCAAACUCCUAUACAUACACUGUUUUAAUUAAGGGACUCACUACUGACCCCAAUUUCUGUGGGGAUGCCAAGAGGUGCUUGCUUGAGAUGAUGGAGAGGGGGAUGAGAUCCAAUGCUGCUACAUACACUACGGUGAUUGAGGGAUUUGCGAAGCAGGAGGACAAGGUAGCUGAGGAGGAGGGCAAACAGUUGGUGGAGGUGAUGAUGGGCAACGGGUUUGUGCCAAAUGCAAAGGCCAUGAUGGAGGUUUUGAAGGGUGAUUGA